Cynara cardunculus var. scolymus (artichoke) is the source of this 2866-nucleotide messenger RNA. RefSeq names its product histone-lysine N-methyltransferase EZA1-like. Bases 99 to 2639 code for a protein of 846 amino acids. The transcript is spliced from 19 exons. The record is from RefSeq and is a predicted model, not a curated record. NCBI's taxonomy places the organism in Eukaryota, Viridiplantae, Streptophyta, Magnoliopsida, Asterales, Asteraceae. Gene Ontology annotation, molecular function: protein binding; histone methyltransferase activity. Gene Ontology annotation, cellular component: PcG protein complex. Gene Ontology annotation, biological process: chromatin remodeling.
AUAAACACGUAUCAGAUUUUGCGGACACCCUAAACCCUCCACGUACGUUGGUUAUAUUCUCUCUUUCUCCGUUUGAGUUCACUCCGGUGCGAUCGAUCAUGGAUUCCUCCUCUAUGGAUAUGGCUAUGCCUAUGUCUAUGUCUAUAUCUAAUUCUAUGUCUCUAUCAACAACAAAUUUGCACGGAGAGCAAGUUUACGGUGAUUUAGGAAUCUUGGCAUUCAAGAUUAGUCAGAUGAAGGAACAGAUUCAAGCAGAAAGGGUUCUUUUGAUUAAAGAAAAAGUUGAGAAGAAUAGAGAGAGGCUAGCAAGUGAUGUUGCUCAGCUUCUGUCAUUAGCUGUGCUUAGAACUGAUGGUUCGGCUAAGGAAAUCAGUGGCGAAGGUAAAAUGCUUUCUUCUAGGAUUAAAAAUCCCCUGAGCAUCCUUACUGGACCAAGUCAAGCAUCAGGUGAUGAUAACAGCAGCACUCAAGAAGUAGCUAUUUCCAUAAGUGCCAAGCUUCCAGUUGUGGAUAAAAUACCACCUUAUACUACUUGGAUUUUUUUGGACAGGAUGCAUGAUUAUAGAAACCAAAGAAUGGCUGAUGACCAAUCAGUUGUUGGGAGGCGGCGUAUUUACUAUGAUCAAAAUGGAAGUGAAGCUUUGAUUUGUAGUGACAGUGAGGAGGAGAUUACUGAACCAGAGGAAGAGAAACAUGAAUUUUCUGAGGCAGAAAAUCGUAUUAUACGGAUGGUUUGUCAGGAUUACGAGCCAAGUGAGGAAGUACUUGAAAUCUUGGCACAAUCUAUCGGUGGAAAUAUUUCAGAAAUCCAUGAGGCCUAUCACAUGCUGAAGACAGAAGAUGAAACGUUAAACCAAGAUGUCUCUGUUUCUGCAGAUCUUGGGCAAGAUAGGAGCAUAUCUCUCGACAAAAGCCUUAGUGCUUCGUUAGAUUCUCUUGAUAAUCUCUUCUGUCGACGGUGUUUGGUAUUUGAUUGUCGUCUUCAUGGCUACUCUCAAACUGUUAUUACUCCUACUGAAAGACAAUACCAUCCUCUUGAGUCUCAAGAAAAUGUGAAACCUUGCAGUGAUCAUUGUUACCUUCAGUUUCAAACUGUGAAGAAGUAUUCAGAUCGUCCAGAUGUCUUAAAUGAGAAACACACGAGAACUUCAGAUGAGUGCCCACACGAGAUCCACAACAGUGCUGAACCAGGAAAGCGCAAGGUAUCCAAACAAACAACCACAAUGCUAGAAGAACCAAAACAUGUUACUGAUGAUCAACAAGAAUCCUCCCUUAAAAAACAGAAAAGGUUGUCAAUACCUGAUACAGUUUCCAUGACAAUUGAAGAUGCUCAAGUUUCCAAUGAUAAAGUCAUGGUGGUGGAUGUUACCACACCCAAUCAAGACGAACUCCAAAUGAUACCCACCGAUGAAGCAAUUAGUUUUGGCGUUCCAAAUAGUACUUCUCGCUGUGUUUCAGCAGAUGUGAUCGAGGACAGUAGUACAGGAGUACAUUUGUUAAAGCAAGCAUCAAAUCAAAAACAAAUUGGUGGUUCUCCAAUAAACUCUGAAUGGAAACCUCUUGAAAAAGAGCUUUACAUGAAGGGGUUAGAGAUAUUUGGGAGAAACAGCUGCCUUAUAGCCAGGAACUUGCUUUCUAGCUUAAAAACUUGCAUAGAAGUAGCCAACUAUAUGUAUGAUAGUGGAGCAGCAACGUCACAGAGAUCUUUUACUGCAUGUUCUAUGUCAGACUGCAAUGAGAGAGCUGAUGCAGAUCUGAAGGAGCUAGAAGUGCCAUCAAGGUCGCGAUUACUUCGCAGAAAGGGUAGAGCAAAGAAACUAAAAUAUUCUUGGAAGUCUGCUGUGCAUCCGUCACUUUGGAGACGAAUUGCUGAUGGGAAGAACCAGUCUUGCAAGCAAUAUAUUCCAUGUGGAUGUAAAUCUAUGUGCGGGAAAGAAUGUCCCUGUUUAGAUAAUGCUACUUGCUGCGAAAAAUAUUGUGGGUGCUCAAAGAGCUGCAAGAAUAGGUUUAGGGGAUGCCACUGUGCAAAAAGUCAAUGCAGAAGCCGGCAAUGCCCAUGUUUUGCCGCUGGACGUGAAUGCGACCCAGAUGUUUGCCGGAAUUGCUGGGUGAGUUGUGGUGAUGGUUCAUUAGGAGAGCCCCCAAGAAGAGGAGAAGGCCACUGCGGUAACAUGAGGCUCCUUCUAAGGCAGCAGCAAAGGAUUCUCUUGGCUAAAUCUAAUGUUGCUGGUUGGGGAGCAUUUCUGAAGAACUCUGUCAAUAAAAAUGACUAUCUUGGAGAGUACACCGGUGAAUUGAUAUCGCACCGAGAAGCAGAUAAGCGAGGCAAAAUAUACGAUCGUGCCAACUCAUCUUUCCUUUUUGAUUUGAAUGAUCAGUAUGUGCUUGAUGCUUACCGUAAAGGAGAUAAAUUGAAGUUUGCCAACCAUUCAUCAAAUCCCAACUGUUAUGCCAAGGUAAUGAUGGUGGCAGGCGAUCACCGGGUUGGGAUCUUUGCCAAGGAGCAUAUUGAGGCUGGUGAAGAGCUGUUUUACGAUUAUCGUUAUGGGCCUGAUGAAGCACCUAUAUGGGCUCGGAAACCUGAUGGUUCUAAAGGAGACGAUCUUCUAGUCCCUCAAGGUAGAGCAAAAAAGCAGUAAACGAUGGAUAAAGCAUCCACUUCUGUGAUUCCAUCUUGGUUGGAGAUGGCUCAUGAAGUAAGAACCGGCUAUAUAUAUAUAUAUAUAUGUGUGUGUGUGUGUAUGUGUGUUAUUUCCCUAUAUAUGUAUAUAUGCAUGAUGGUAUUAAAGAGCGACUAUAAAAUAAGGUGAUAAAUAGAAGAUAAACAUAAAAUAAUAAUAAUAGUAAUAGUAAUAAUAAUGAUGAU